ACCAGCUACCCCUGAAGAAACCGCCGCCGCUGCCGGAUCCGGGAUUCACACUUCAUGGGCCAGGCGCAGGGGGUCGGGCGCCGGGCUAGGUGGCCGCCAAGAGCCUGGUGAGGGGCUCCCCGGAGCCCGGUGGGAGAGGGGCGGCCAGGAGCCCCGGGAGCGCGACCUCGGGGCGGAGAGAGCCGCGGCCCGCGCCGAGGCGAUGCUCGGGUGGCUGCGAGCUGCCGGCGGCGAGAGACCAUAGACGGGCAUGGGCCUGGCGCCCCACCACCCCUAGCGACCCUCAAGCCUCGCCCUUCUGCUCCGACUCGCGGGACCGACGCGAUGGCCUCGGAAGUGGUGUGCGGGCUCAUCUUCAGGCUGCUGCUGCCCAUCUGCCUGGCAGUAGCAUGUGCAUUCCGAUACAAUGGGCUCUCCUUUGUCUACCUUAUCUACCUCUUGCUCAUUCCUCUGUUCUCAGAACCAACAAAAACGACGAUGCAAGGACAUACGGGACGGUUAUUGAAGUCUCUGUGCUUCAUCAGUCUUUCCUUCCUGUUGCUGCACAUUAUUUUCCACAUCACAUUGGCGAGCCUUGAAGCUCAACAUCGUAUUGCACCUGGCUACAACUGCUCAACAUGGGAAAAGACAUUCCGGCAGAUCGGCUUUGAAAGCUUAAAGGGAGCUGAUGCUGGCAAUGGGAUCAGAGUGUUUGUACCUGACAUCGGGAUGUUCAUUGCUAGUCUGACCAUCUGGCUUCUCUGUAGAAACAUUGUUCAGAAACCUGUGACAGACGAAGCAGCACAGAGUAACCUGGAGUUUGAAAAUGAAGAAUUGGCUGGAGGAGAAAAAAUUGAUUCAGAAGAGGCACUGAUCUAUGAAGAGGAUUUAGACGGAGGAGAUGGUGUUGAAGGCGAGUUGGAAGAAAGCACGAGGUUAAAAAUGUUCCGCAGGCUUGCCUGUGUGGCCUCUAAGCUCAAAGAGUUCAUUGGCAACAUGAUCACCACUGCUGGGAAAGUGGUUGUUACCAUCUUACUGGGCUCCUCGGGUAUGAUGUUGCCGUCUUUGACAUCAUCUGUGUAUUUUUUUGUAUUUUUGGGUCUGUGCACCUGGUGGUCCUGGUGCCGGACGUUCGACCCAUUGCUGUUCAGCUGCCUCUGUGUUCUGCUGGCUAUUUUCACUGCUGGACAUUUGAUUGGACUUUAUUUAUACCAGUUCCAAUUCUUUCAAGAAGCAGUUCCACCCAGUGACUACUACGCAAGGUUGUUUGGUAUCAAGUCAGUAAUUCAAACGGACUGUUCCAGUACUUGGAAGAUCAUAGUAAACCCGGACCUGUCAUGGUACCACCACGCCAACCCUAUCCUCCUGCUGGUGAUGUACUACACUCUGGCCACUCUGAUCCGCAUCUGGCUGCAAGAGCCCCUUGUGCAGGAGGAGAGGACAAAAGAAGAGGACAAAGCCCUGGCUUGUAGCCCCAUCCAAAUAACGGCGGAGAGGAGGCGGAGCCUGUGGUACGCAACCCAUUACCCCACUGAUGAGAGAAAACUUUUAUCCAUGACCCAGGAUGACUACAAACCUUCUGAUGGCCUGCUGGUGACUGUGAACGGCAACCCCGUGGAUUACCACACCAUCCACCCCAGCCUGCCCAUGGAGAACGGCCCCGGCAAAGCCGACCUCUACUCCACCCCCCAGUACCGGUGGGAGCCCUCUGAUGAAUCCUCAGAAAAGCGAGAGGAGGAAGAGGAAGAGAAAGAAGAAUUUGAAGAAGAAAGGAGCCGUGAGGAAAAAAGAAGUAUCAAAGUUCAUGCCAUGGUCUCCGUAUUCCAAUUUAUUAUGAAACAAAGUUACAUCUGUGCCCUCAUAGCUAUGAUGGCCUGGAGCAUCACCUAUCACAGCUGGCUGACCUUCGUGCUGCUGAUCUGGUCGUGCACUCUUUGGAUGAUUCGCAACAGAAGAAAAUAUGCCAUGAUCAGCUCUCCCUUCAUGGUGGUUUAUGGAAACCUAUUGUUGAUAUUACAGUAUAUAUGGAGUUUUGAACUUCCUGAAAUUAAAAAGGUUCCAGGAUUUUUAGAAAAGAAAGAGCCAGGAGAACUCGCUUCCAAAAUCCUUUUCACCAUUACUUUUUGGCUACUGCUGAGGCAGCACCUCACAGAGCAAAAAGCUCUGCGAGAAAAGGAAGCUCUUUUAUCGGAAGUCAAAAUUGGCAGUCAGGAAAAUGAAGAAAAAGAUGAGGAACUUCAAGAUAUACAAGUGGAAGGAGAGCCCAAAGAGGAGGAGGAAGAAGAGGAAGCGAAGGAAGAGAAGCAAGAGAGAAAGAAGGUAGAGGAAGAGGAAGUUGAAGAGGAAGAUGAGCAGGACAUCAUGAAAGUCCUGGGCAAUCUGGUGGUGGCCAUGUUCAUCAAGUACUGGAUCUACGUCUGCGGAGGCAUGUUCUUCUUCGUCAGCUUCGAGGGUAAAAUCGUAAUGUACAAAAUCAUCUACAUGGUGCUGUUCCUGUUCUGUGUGGCCCUGUAUCAGGUGCACUAUGAAUGGUGGAGGAAAAUUCUAAAAUAUUUUUGGAUGUCAGUGGUUAUUUACACUAUGCUGGUGCUUAUCUUUAUAUACACAUAUCAGUUUGAAAACUUCCCAGGCCUGUGGCAAAAUAUGACUGGAUUGAAAAAAGAAAAGCUUGAGGAUCUUGGCUUAAAGCAGUUUACUGUGGCUGAACUAUUCACUCGCAUAUUCAUCCCAACCUCCUUUCUGCUGGUGUGCAUUUUACACCUGCACUAUUUCCAUGACCGGUUCCUUGAACUCACAGACCUCAAGUCCAUUCCCAGCAAAGAAGACAACACCAUCUACAGACUGGCCCACCCGGAAGGAAGCCUCCCGGACCUCACCAUGAUGCACCUGACCGCCAAGCUGGAGAAGCCGGAGGUGAGGAAGUUGGCUGAGCCUGGGGAGGAGAAGCCCGAGGGCUACUCUGAAAAAGCCCAAAAGGGUGAUCUUGGGAAAGACAGCGAGGAGUCAGAGGAGGACGGAGAGGAAGAGGAGGAAUCCGAGGAGGAGGAAGAAACAUCAGAUUUAAGGAACAAAUGGCACCUGGUGAUUGACCGCCUCACUGUGCUCUUCUUAAAAUUCCUGGAGUAUUUCCACAAGCUGCAGGUGUUCAUGUGGUGGAUUUUGGAGUUGCACAUCAUCAAAAUCGUUUCCUCCUACAUUAUCUGGGUUUCCGUGAAAGAGGUGUCUCUGUUCAACUAUGUAUUUUUGAUUUCUUGGGCUUUUGCUCUGCCGUACGCCAAGCUGCGCCGUCUGGCUUCAAGUGUCUGCACGGUCUGGACGUGUGUGAUCAUCGUCUGCAAAAUGUUGUACCAGCUCCAAACCAUUAAGCCUGAGAACUUCUCUGUUAACUGUUCCUUGCCAAAUGAAAAUCAAACAAACAUCCCCCUUAAUGAGUUGAACAAGUCUCUGCUCUACAGUGCUCCUGUCGAUCCUACAGAGUGGGUCGGCCUGCGGAAGUCUUCGCCUCUGCUCGUCUACCUAAGGAAUAACCUCCUGAUGCUGGCUAUCCUGGCCUUUGAAGUCACCAUUUACCGCCAUCAGGAAUACUAUCGAGGUCGAAACAAUCUGACGGCCCCUGUGUCUAAAACUAUCUUUCAUGACAUUACAAGACUACAUCUAGAUGAUGGACUUAUUAAUUGUGCCAAAUAUUUCAUAAAUUACUUCUUCUACAAAUUCGGUCUGGAGACCUGUUUCCUAAUGUCAGUUAACGUGAUUGGCCAGCGAAUGGAUUUCUAUGCCAUGAUCCACGCCUGCUGGCUGAUCGCUGUCUUAUAUAGACGCAGAAGGAAAGCCAUCGCGGAGAUCUGGCCCAAGUACUGCUGCUUCCUGGCAUGCAUCAUUACCUUCCAGUAUUUCAUCUGCAUCGGCAUCCCACCUGCUCCUUGCCGAGAUUACCCGUGGAGAUUCAAGGGUGCCAGCUUCAAUGACAACAUCAUAAAGUGGCUGUACUUCCCCGAUUUCAUUGUGCGGCCCAACCCCGUGUUUCUUGUCUGUAAGUGUUUCCACUGCAGGGCCACGGAGUGCUGGUAUCCGGGGUCACUGCUAAUCAUUCUUCCAUGCUAUGCAUUAGUGCCUUUUGUCUUCCACUAUGCAGAUAAAUCAACCCUGAACAUGGGGCAGCAGAUGCUAGGAGAUGCUUCCCAGAUUUCAGUUGCUCUAGAAUUGGGCUGCAGCCCCAAGGCCUUCCCAGGGCAGCUGGUGAUCCAAAGAUUUGCGAGGUGCAGUAGAGAGCAUGAAUUUCUUCCCUUGUUAAAGACUUUCCUGAUUUUGCUUUUGUUUGUUGUUGUCCUUUUGUCAUUGGCUUUGUUUUCCAGAUCUUACUUAGACAUGUCCAAAGUGAUCGUCUUCAGCUACCUCUUCUGGUUCGUGCUCACCAUCAUCUUCAUCACUGGGACCACCAGGAUCAGCAUCUUUUGCAUGGGGUACCUGGUGGCCUGUUUCUACUUCCUGCUCUUUGGGGGCGAUUUGCUGUUGAAACCCAUCAAAAGCAUCCUGCGCUACUGGGACUGGCUGAUCGCAUACAACGUUUUUGUGAUUACGAUGAAAAAUAUCCUGUCAAUAGGAGCAUGUGGAUACAUUGGAACACUGGUGCACAAUAGUUGUUGGUUGAUCCAAGCUUUCAGCCUGGCCUGCACAGUCAAAGGCUAUCAAAUGCCUGCUGCUAAUUCACCCUGUACACUACCCAGUGGGGAAGCAGGAAUCAUCUGGGACAGCAUAUGUUUUGCCUUCCUCCUGCUGCAAAGAAGAGUUUUCAUGAGUUAUUAUUUCCUACAUGUUGUGGCUGAUAUAAAAGCUUCCCAGAUUCUGGCGUCAAGAGGAGCUGAACUUUUCCAGGCCACAAUUGUAAAAGCUGUGAAGGCAAGAAUUGAGGAAGAGAAGAAGUCCAUGGACCAGCUGAAGCGACAGAUGGAUCGCAUCAAGGCCAGGCAACAGAAAUAUAAAAAGGGUAAGGAGAGGAUGCUCAGCUUGACCCAGGAGCCAGGGGAAGGCCAGGACAUGCAAAAACUCUCUGAAGAGGAUGAUGAAAGAGAAGCAGACAAACAGAAAGCCAAGGGCAAAAAAAAGCAGUGGUGGCGGCCUUGGGUUGAUCAUGCUUCCAUGGUCAGGAGUGGAGAUUAUUAUUUGUUUGAAACGGAUAGUGAAGAGGAGGAAGAGGAAGAAUUAAAGAAGGAAGAUGAAGAGCCUCCACGAAGGUCAGCAUUCCAGUUUGUUUAUCAAGCCUGGAUUACUGAUCCUAAAACAGCACUCCGACAGAGACACAAAGAGAAAAAAAGGUCUGCAAGAGAAGAACGGAAACGAAGGCGGAAAGGAUCCAAGGAGGGUCCCGUGGAAUGGGAAGAUCGGGAGGAUGAACCAAUCAAAAAGAAAUCUGAUGGACCAGACAAUAUCAUCAAGAGGAUAUUUAAUAUUUUGAAAUUUACCUGGGUCCUAUUUCUGGCAACAGUGGACAGUUUCACCACUUGGCUUAACUCCAUUUCAAGGGAGCAUAUUGAUAUAUCUACAGUUCUGAGAAUUGAGCGAUGCAUGCUGACCAGAGAAAUUAAGAAGGGCAACGUUCCGACUCGGGAGAGCAUCCACAUGUACUAUCAGAACCACAUCAUGAACCUUUCCAGAGAGUCGGGACUGGACACCAUUGACGAGCGACCCGGAGCUGCUUCAGGUGCACAGACAGCCCACAGGAUGGAUAGUUUAGAUUCACAUGACAGUAUCUCCAGCGAGCCCACGCAGUGCACCAUGCUGUACUCACGCCAGGGGACCACUGAGACCAUUGAGGAGGUGGAGGCUGAGCAGGAGGAGGAGGCAGGGAGCACGGUGCCUGAGCCCAGCGAGGCCAAGGAGUACGAGGCCGCCGGGUACGAUGUGGGAGCCGUGGGUGCUGAGGAGGCCAGCCUCACCCCAGAGGAAGAGCUGACACAGUUCUCCACCUUGGACGGGGACGUGGAGGCCCCACCCUCCUACAGCAAGGCUGUGAGCUUCGAGCAUCUGUCCUUCGGCUCGCAGGACGACUCUGCAGGCAAGAACCACAUGGCCGUCAGCCCGGACGACAGCCGCACCGACAAGCUGGGGUCCAGCAUCUUACCUCCCCUGACGCAUGAGCUGACGGCCAGCGAGCUGCUGCUGAACAAGAUGUUUCACGAUGAUGAGCUUGAAGAGUCCGAAAAAUUCUACGUGGGGCAGCCCCGAUUUCUGCUGCUCUUCUAUGCCAUGUACAAUACCCUGGUGGCCCGCUCAGAGAUGGUGUGCUACUUCGUGAUCAUCCUCAACCACAUGGUCUCUGCCUCCAUGAUCACGCUCCUGCUUCCCAUCCUCAUCUUCCUCUGGGCCAUGCUGUCCGUCCCCAGGCCCAGCCGCCGGUUCUGGAUGAUGGCCAUUGUCUAUACCGAGGUGGCAAUUGUAGUCAAGUAUUUCUUCCAAUUUGGGUUCUUUCCCUGGAAUAAGAACGCGGAGGUGAACAAAGAUAAACCGUUCCACCCCCCAAACAUCAUAGGAGUGGAGAAGAAGGAAGGUUAUGUCCUUUAUGACCUCAUCCAGCUCCUGGCUCUGUUCUUUCAUCGAUCAAUUUUGAAGUGCCACGGCUUGUGGGAUGAAGAUGACAUGACUGAAAGUGGCAUGGACAAGGAGGAAUCAGAUGAUGAGCUCUCCCUCGGUCAUGGCAGGAGGGACUCCUCGGAUUCUCUCAAGUCCAUCAACCUGGCCGCGUCCGUGGAGUCAGUGCAUGUGACCUUCCCGGAGCAGCAGACAGCUGUCCGGAGGAAGCGCUCCAGCAGCAACUCCGAGCCAUCCCAGAGAUCCAGCUUUUCUUCGAACAGAUCCCAAAGAGGCAGCACAAGCACCCGAAACAGCAGUCAGAAAGGAAGCAGCGUUUUGAGUAUUAAGCAAAAAAGCAAAAGGGAACUUUAUAUGGAAAAGCUUCAAGAACAUUUAAUCAAAGCAAAGGCCUUUACCAUAAAGAAGACGCUGCAGAUCUACGUGCCCAUCAAACAGUUCUUUUACAACCUCAUCCACCCGGACUAUAGCGCCGUGACUGACGUGUAUGUGCUCAUGUUCCUGGCUGACACUGUGGACUUCAUCAUCAUUGUCUUCGGCUUUUGGGCCUUUGGGAAACACUCAGCAGCUGCAGACAUCACCUCUUCACUGUCAGAGGACCAGGUCCCAGGGCCGUUUUUGGUGAUGGUCCUCAUUCAGUUUGGAACCAUGGUGGUGGACCGAGCCCUCUACCUCAGGAAGACUGUACUGGGAAAGGUCAUCUUCCAGGUCAUUCUUGUGUUCGGAAUUCACUUCUGGAUGUUCUUCAUCUUACCCGGUGUGACUGAGAGGAAAUUCAGCCAGAACCUGGUUGCCCAGCUUUGGUACUUCGUGAAGUGCGUUUACUUCGGGUUGUCUGCUUACCAGAUCCGUUGCGGCUACCCAACGCGAGUCCUGGGGAACUUCCUCACCAAGAGCUACAAUUACGUCAACCUCUUCUUAUUCCAAGGCUUUCGCCUCGUGCCCUUUUUGACUGAGCUGAGGGCAGUGAUGGACUGGGUGUGGACAGACACAACCUUGAGCCUGUCCAGCUGGAUCUGUGUGGAGGACAUCUAUGCCCACAUAUUCAUCCUAAAGUGUUGGCGGGAGUCGGAGAAGAGAUACCCUCAGCCGCGGGGCCAGAAGAAGAAGAAAGUGGUGAAGUAUGGUAUGGGAGGAAUGAUCAUCGUCCUCCUCAUCUGCAUCGUCUGGUUUCCUCUUCUCUUCAUGUCUUUGAUCAAAUCUGUAGCUGGGGUCAUCAACCAGCCCCUGGACGUCUCCGUCACAAUUACCCUGGGAGGGUAUCAGCCUAUUUUCACAAUGAGUGCCCAACAAAGCCAGUUAAAAGUUAUGGACCAGCAGAACUUUAAUAAAUUUAUACAAGCUUUUUCUAGGGACACCGGUGCUAUGCAAUUUCUGGAAAAUUAUGAAAAAGAAGACAUAACAGUAGCAGAACUGGAAGGAAACUCAAAUUCUUUGUGGACCAUCAGCCCACCCAGUAAGCAGAAAAUGAUACACGAACUCCUGGACCCCAAUAGUAGCUUCUCUGUUGUUUUUUCAUGGAGUAUUCAGAGAAACUUAAGUCUGGGUGCAAAAUCGGAAAUAGCAACAGAUAAGCUUUCUUUUCCUCUUAAAAAUAUUACUCGAAAGAAUAUCGCUAAAAUGAUAGCGGGCAACAGCACAGAAAGUUCAAAAACACCAGUGACCAUAGAAAAGAUUUAUCCAUAUUAUGUGAAAGCACCUAGUGAUUCUAACUCAAAACCUAUAAAGCAACUUUUAUCUGAAAAUAAUUUCAUGGAUAUAACCAUCAUUUUGUCCAGAGACAAUACAACUAAAUUUAACAGUGAGUGGUGGGUUCUCAACCUGACUGGAAACAGAAUAUACAAUCCGAACUCUCAGGCCCUGGAACUGGUGGUCUUCAAUGACAAAGUCAGUCCCCCAAGUCUGGGGUUCCUGGCUGGUUAUGGUAUUAUGGGAUUAUAUGCUUCCGUUGUGCUUGUGAUUGGGAAAUUUGUCCGAGAAUUCUUCAGUGGGAUUUCUCACUCCAUCAUGUUUGAAGAGCUUCCAAAUGUGGAUCGAAUUUUGAAGUUGUGCACAGAUAUUUUUUUAGUUCGAGAGACAGGAGAACUGGAACUAGAAGAAGAUCUCUAUGCCAAAUUAAUAUUCCUGUAUCGCUCACCAGAGACAAUGAUCAAAUGGACUAGAGAAAAAACAAAUUGAAACCUUAGAACACAGACUGCAAAUAAUGUUAACAUUUGAAUUUUUUUUAAAAGCACAAUAUUCUCAUAAGAGCUAAGCAUUUCUAGUUCAAUGGAAAUGAUUUGUUUCUCUUCUGACAGGUAGACAAAAGGAGCUGACAUCCUUUUGCAGUAAAAGCUACCUUGCAAGUUAAGGCACUGUUGAAAAUGUUAUUUGUAACUCCAUUUCUCUGAAAUCAGGGCUACUUGCUUUACGUUUUAGUCAACAGUGUCUUGCAUUCUGAUUGACCAUGUGAAGGAAUCAUGUAUGGGCCCCGUCCAUAAGAGAAACAGAAGAGGAGUCAGAAGGAAAGAUGCCUGUAUUUUCCUCUGUGGGCCCGUGCCCUUCCUGGAGAGACGCUACAAUGCAAUAUGCAGUGCUCCAUCCCCAUGGGGAAGCUGCUGUUAUGAGACUAGAUGAGCCUUCAACACACUCAGAAUAUGCAACAGCAAUAGGGAGCAGACAGCUCCUACCUGUGUUUCUAGGGGCAAAAGAGAGGGAACUAAUUGCCCAUGAAGAUGCCAGUGGAAGGAUCAGCCUCAUUCUAAGCAAAAACAUAACAUUAGUGAUACUCUUACUGCCUUAUCUUAACCGAGGACUAAUAAGAUACCUUUCCAUUAAACACCAGUGACUUCUCAGGAAAAAAAAAAAAAAAAAAUAAGCAGCAAAACAAAUGAUGUGGACACCUGCUUUGUUGUGGUCCAGCAGUGACCGGCUUCAAUGAGGGGAACCAUUCUGGAGGGCUGCGGUCUCCUGUGCAAACCGACGUGAGGCAGAAGAGUAAAAAGGCCAGCCCAGUGGGACCUGGAAUACUUUGUAACUCUUUAAUAACUGAGGUCAGGACCGCUCUUCUGCCUUCCCUGUCCCUCAGUGUGCUUUUUCCCAUUUCCAUGAUUUAAGGCAAUGGUUUUUCCAGUAUGUGACAUUUUCCUUCCUGUUUUUCAGGUAUAUCAAAGAGUUUACAUAUUCCAAUUCACAUUUUUACAUCUGAGACGGGUUUUUUAAGUUCAUAAUUAUGAAAGAAAUAUGUAUAUUGAGCUUGGGGAAAUAAAAAUGGCCUUUUCUUAAAUUAUUAUUAUUGGUAAUACAACCUCUUCAUUAAAUAACAAUGUAGCAUGAAAAAUUUAUGAUUGAAAUGUAGUUUUCAUUCCAUAUUAAGAUACAGUUUCUGAGAAGAAUCAUUGAAUGGACUAGAAUAUGUCAAAAAUUGAUCCUGUGUAGUUUGGGUUCAGGGCUGACUUAAAAUAAAGCACAUCCUGCAAAGUCA
Cercocebus atys (sooty mangabey) is the source of this 10027-nucleotide messenger RNA. It is a transcript of the gene PIEZO2, whose product is annotated as piezo-type mechanosensitive ion channel component 2. The record is from RefSeq and is a predicted model, not a curated record. The coding region runs from base 325 to 8742 and encodes 2805 amino acids. NCBI's taxonomy places the organism in Eukaryota, Metazoa, Chordata, Mammalia, Primates, Cercopithecidae. Gene Ontology annotation, cellular component: plasma membrane. The transcript has 52 exons. Gene Ontology annotation, biological process: cellular response to mechanical stimulus; detection of mechanical stimulus; regulation of membrane potential. Gene Ontology annotation, molecular function: monoatomic cation channel activity; mechanosensitive monoatomic ion channel activity.